Messenger RNA from Effrenium voratum, 2898 nucleotides. NCBI's taxonomy places the organism in Eukaryota, Dinophyceae, Suessiales, Symbiodiniaceae. The record is from the annotation of a GenBank genome assembly.
AUGGCCUGCACGGGCGCCAAGCCCCGUGCGUGUCGCGUGCCGGAGGAGCUCCCCGACUCCCGGGCCAGCGCCAAGAUGUUGCGGUCGCUGGCCCCAGAGGAGUGUAUUGCCACGCUGCACGCGCUGCGCGCGCAGCGCCUGGAGCUGAACGCCUUCCACGCGGCCGCGGCGGUGGGCGCCUGCCGCCGCAGCUGGCCCACGGCGCUGCAAGUGCUCGGCGAGCUGCCCGGCCUGCGGCUUGCGGUGGACGAGGCUACCUGCUGCUCCGCCAUCUCCAGCUGUCGCCAGGAGUGGCAGAUGGCGCUGGCGCUGCUCGCCUCCGGCGGCCACGGCGCCUCGCCGCGAGCCUCCGGGGCGGCGCUCAGCGCCUGCGCCGCAGCGAGGCGCUGGGAGGUGGCGCUCGGCCUGCUUGAUUGGCUUUCCGCAGAACACAGCCAGCCCGACGUCAUCAGCUACAGUUCCGCCAUCACCGCUUGCGAGGGCCAGUGGGAGCAGGCCUUGGGCCUCCUGCGCGCCAUGGCAGCCGCCGCCUGCGAGCCCAACGAGGUCAGCUACACGGCGGCCAUGGCGGGUUUGGCAGAGGGGCAGCAGUGGGAGCAGGCCAUGCAGCUGUUGCGCUGCCUGCCGCAGCCAGAUAGGCGCGCCUGGAACGCGGCCCUCACGGCCCUGGCGCGGGGCCGCCAGCGCAGCGCCUGCUUGGCGCUGCUGCGGCGCUCCAACGCGCGGCCAGGAAGCCACGUGGUCAGCUAUAACAUCGCCAUGGGUGCCUGCGCGGGUGAAGACGGCUGGGUGCUGGCUCUGUCGCUGCUGGCUGAGCUGGGCGAUGAUGCGGACCAGCUCAGCGUGGCCGCGGCCCUCGGCGCCUGUGAGGCGGCGGGCCGCUGGCGCCAGGCGCUGGCGCUGGCGCUGGGCGGGGGGACCGGCGGCCUGCGGAGCGCCAUUGGCGCCUGCGCCCGCGCGGCCCAGUGGCAGCGGGCGCUGCUGCUGGCGCAGGGGGCUGACGCCUCCUGCGGUGCCGCGGCAAUCGGCGCCUGUGGCAACACCGGGCACUGGGAGCAAGCGCUGUUGGUGGCCGAGAGUUAUGGGCCCAGCCCGGUGCUGCUGAGCGCGCUGCUUGGUGCCUGCGGCGCUGCGCGGCGGUGGCAGCGAGCCCUGCAGCUCUUUUGGGCAGAGGAGCUGCCGAACAGCUUCUGCUUCUCCGCAGCCAUUGCCGCCUGUGCCAAAGCCAGCGAGUGGCAAGCUGCAGUGGAGCUGCUGCAAAGGAUGCCAGAAUGCUCGGUGGAGUCCAACAACAUCUGCCUCAAUGCCGCCCUCAGCGCCUGCCAGCGCGCGGGGCUGUGGCAGCGGGCGCUCUCUUUACUGCGGGGCCCUCCGGACAGCGCCGGGCUCCAUGUGCUGCUCUGCUGUGCCGAGGGCAGCGGCUGGCCGUUGGCGCUGGCUCUGCUGGCUGCGUACCCCACCGAGUCUCCAGCCGCAUUGGAUGCUGCCUGUAUGGCUUGCUGCAGGGCGUUGCGAUGGCGGGAGGCCGUUUGGCUGGCUCGGGCGCUGCUGCAGUCGCCGUCCCCGGGCCGGGUGGAGGCCCUGGCUGCGCUGGCGGCGCUCUUCGAGGAAGAAGGCCUCGAGCAGCCGCGCAGGCGGCUGCUGCAGCGCCUGGGGCGCCUGCAGGGCCCGGAAGGCUUGCAAGAGGUGCUCAUGACAGCCGCAGACCUGGACCCCCAGGCCCCGCCGCUUCCAUCCAGCGUCGUGGGGCUGCAGGGAAGCCUGGCCAGGCUGCCAGCCGGGCCAGCGACGGGCAGGUUGCCAUACCAGAAGGAGGUGGCGCUGCUAAGGCACGUGCUGCGCAGCUGCAGCGCCGGGGACGGCGCCGCGGUGGAGGAGGCCAUGGAUAGCUUCGCUGGGCGACUGGGCGCCGCAGGCGGAUGGGCGAAAUUUGCCGGGGGUACCAAGGCGGAGGUCUUGCUGCGCGCCGCCGCGGGCGCCCAAGGCGGCGCGGUGCUGGACGUGGGCGCCUACUGCGGGGGCUCCGCCCUGCGCCUGGCGCGGCGGGCCGCAGGCGAAGUCGUGGCCCUGGAGCUGGACGUGGUGCUCUCCGCCAUCGCCCGGGUGCUGCUGACCUUCGCAGGCGUCCGAGUGCGGCUCCUCACGGGCCACACGCGCCAGCUGCUGCCCCGCCUGCGGCAGCCGGGCGGCUUUGCCGCGGUGUUCCUCGACGUUUGGGGCUCGCAAUACGCGGAGGUCCUGGCCUCGCUGCGGCCCUGCCUGGCGCCGGGGGCGCUGCUCUGCGCGGACAACGUGCUGCGCACAGCCGCCGCAGAGUUCCUGUGGCGCGUGGCCGGCGCCGGGGCGGCGCCAGGCUUUCGGACACUUCUGCUACCGGUGACGGAGGUGGUGAAGCAAAGCGAGGAGGACUGGAUGUCUGUGACUGUGGUGGCCGGGGGUGACCUCAACGUUUUUGAGGUCCCAGCUCCACUGCUGCAGCUGCAGGCGGCCUCCGAGUUCCUCCGGGCCCGCGCCACCAACGUGGGCGCGGAGCCCGAGGAGUUUGAUGACCUGGCGCAGCAUGCAAAGCACGUGCUGCGCAGCGUGGGCAUUGUGCCCGUGGACGGCGUGUCGUGGGGAAAACGUGUUGCAGCGGAUGUAGAAGGGCACUCGGCGCACGACACCGAGGUGAGGCUUGGUGGGGCCUUCCACGUGGGUGUGGAGGUGGGCGGAAUGGAGUGGUCCUAUGGACGCACCUUCCGCGACUCGCGGCCGGGCGUGGUGGGCCUACCACCCCGCAAGGACCCGAACCACAGCUACCGCGAGACCCUGCAGCUGGGUGUCACCGACAUGUCGCUGGAGGACGUGAACGAAGUCAUUAGCAACAUGAUCGAGGCCGGACUGGGGGAACCCCCGUGA